AUGUGGUACCAUGCGUUCCUGUGUUUUGUGUGUCUGGGCUCCCCUUUUGUCGCAGGUUCACGUCAAGGACACGAGCUGGAGGAGACCGGGCAGUGUGCACCUAUACCUCCCUUGGUGGACCCCUGUCAAGCCUCGGAGUGCGAAGCACAAGAAACGGUGCAUUUUGCAGGUGUGCAGCCUGCCACGCGGGUCAAGCCUUUGCUCGCAAUUCAGCAUGGCCCUUGUGGAAAGCAUGGCCAGAGGAAAGGCAUCGUGGUGCUGCGGAGAAAAUGCCACGCGAGCAGGUACAUUCUAGAUUUGCCGGCGCCCAUAGUUUUGGAUACUCGGCCAUGGCGUUGCCUUGCAUGCGGGCUCUACUUUCCUGUCAAGAUCAAUGAUAUACAGAAUCGUUUUCCGGGCACUUUGGUUGCUAAGUGCGCGAAGCAAGCCCAUGUUUUCUUCACGAAGAGAUUCCUGCAACUUAUCAUUGGCAAAUUCGGGGAGACCUUCAACGCCGCCGCGGUCAAACGGUUCGUAUUAGACCUCUACCUGGCCAAUACCAUCUACAUCAAUCACGCGGAGAGGGCUCUAUGGGCCAUCGAUUCCAUUCCACGCCUGUCCUCCUUGCGCUUCAUGCUGCGGGAAGCCUUGCUAUCUUACUUGCCUGGACUAAUCCGACAUAUUGAAGAACAUGUCCAUGUGUACAGUGGCUCAGCAAUACGGGGAGAUGGUCACUACAAAGUGGCUGCGCGUAUUCGCGUCGCUGACGGAACACCUCCCAGUGUCAUAUAUGCGUGGUGUGGUGUUGAUGGGGCUCUGCUCCGCCCGCCUGCUGCCCUGGCAAGCGAGACAUGGCCUGUCUUGAAGGAGGACCUGGCCAAAUUGAUCCCUGAUUUGGCGCGCAACAGGAAGCGGGCUGGCCUGCCGGGACAGGCGGUAUACCCAGCUUUCCACGCGACAGACACCUAUGGAAAACAUCGACUCAAAUUGCAGUCCUUCUACACCACCUUGGCAGAGCCGCAGCUGUCGGUGUCCGCCAAGACACCCCAGGCAGAGGCGCAGUCAGCAGAGCCAGCAGAGAAGUACUGCCCUACCUUGAUCACAGGUGAUCCUGCGCACGAUUGCUUCGCCUUGCGACGUUUGGUGAGUACAAAAUCAACUGACGCCCAUGCUUUCCUGAGCGCUCACCGAGACUUGAUGGAGAGGUUGAGUUUGCCAAGUCCCCCGCAUGCGUCCUAUGCCAGUGACAAAAGCUCCAUGUGCGAAUUGCCGGAGGAAGCCAGGUCAGCAUUGCAGCUCCUCAUUUCAGAUGGUGCGAAGGGUAAGGAGAAAUGCGGGCAGAGCACUCUCCAGCAAGUCCACGCCUUUUUUGCAGCAACCUUAUGUCACAGAAGCGACUACGUGGCAGGAACUGUAUGGCCGACAGCCUCCCCGAUGUGUCGUCUCUACCCUGCUGCGGGUCCUCGGCAAACAGGAUGA
Durusdinium trenchii is the source of this 1458-nucleotide messenger RNA. The record is from the annotation of a GenBank genome assembly. Lineage: Eukaryota; Dinophyceae; Suessiales; Symbiodiniaceae.